This is a messenger RNA of Nymphalis io (European peacock), 3986 nucleotides long. RefSeq lists its product as uncharacterized. The record is from RefSeq and is a predicted model, not a curated record. Gene Ontology annotation, cellular component: MSL complex. The transcript is spliced from 11 exons. NCBI's taxonomy places the organism in Eukaryota, Metazoa, Arthropoda, Insecta, Lepidoptera, Nymphalidae. The coding region runs from base 416 to 2710 and encodes 764 amino acids.
UGAUGAAUUUUGUUAUAAAUUUUAUAUGAUUGACAAGAAAACUUGAUAUUAUACAAGUGAUGUAAUUAAACAAUUAUUUCAAUGAAAUAUUAAUUUUUUCGAAUGUCUUGCUCUGAGACAAAUUUUUGCCCUAACUUUUAUCCACGGAACAGUUGUAUAGUUGCGUCUAUUAUCAUUUUACAUGUGCGUGAAAGAUAUGUCAGAACAUAAGAGUAGAUGUACGUAGAAUUGUAGCUGUUUUGACAAUGUAAUACCCGAGAAAUGUAAGCAAUAUUUUUCUCCUCACGAACUCUUACGUGUGGCACAAAGGAUUAAAAAGCCGUUGUAAUGUUACGGACAAGUGCAAAUUUGGUUAGAUAGGAUUUGACAGCCGGCAGGCUUGUCGUAAGUGAUUUACGAUCGGCUUUCUAUAAAAAUGAACAGUCGCAGUAGCGUAAAUGAAACGAAUUUGGUGAAUUUCUCGGCGGAGCUGUCAACAUUAAACCAGUUGGAUGCAAAAGAUGGAUUGCUGAGUUUUCCUUUCGACCACAUCUACGCAUGUCAUUCUCAAAGUUCAGAAAGAAGGCAGCCUCUUCUUUUAGAAAAAGAAGUUGAAGUAUCGACGCACUGUGUUACGACAGAAGAGAAAAAGAUUGCAAGUUCUUCUGAUGUGACAAGGCUAACAGAUAAGCUUACUGUUUCUGAGAACCAAAAUAAAAAGCUUAAAGAUCUGUUAAUCUAUCAUUUGGAUCUAAUUCAGCAACAAAACGAACUUAUUACCAAAAGAGACAAAUUGUACCAAACUCUGAAACAGGAAAAUGAUACCCUUAAGGCAAAAUUAAUUCGAAUGGACAGAAGAAUAGGAUUGAGUCAACGGCACACUGUCAAUCCUCCUCUAUACACACCAACAUCAACAAUCACAUCGGGCAUCCUUAAGAACGAUCAAGGCGCUUCCCAUAUUAUGUUAAAUAGCUUUACAGAACUGCUUUUACCAGAUAAAGGAAAUUCAUAUAUUUUUGAUAACAAUAAACCUUUUGGACAGGAAACUUUCGGGAUAGCUAGAACGACUAGGGAGCCAGAGGUACCAAAUUACGCGUCAGGUGACAUAAAAGUUCCGGCCUUCGAUAAAAAACAUAAUUGUGAUAAUUACAAAAUGAUUGACAACAAGAGAUCGAUUAUUAAGAAAGAGAUGAAGACUGAGAAUCGUGCGGAGGCGAUGUACACUGUUACAUCGAACAGCGGCACUCCGAUUAUCCAAAGAAUACAGAGAAAUAGACGAAAGACCUCUGGAAUUGGCAGUUUGAGUCGCAUGUCAAAGACUCCUAAGACACAACCGGCCGAAACGACCACGUCUAAAAGUAAAACAAAUACCGAUCCAACGUAUGAUCGAUCGUAUAGUGUCAACAAAAAGUCGAAAAUGAUUAACACCUACGGGAAAUCGAGGAAUACGACCAUACCAAAGCGGACGAGCCAAUUUACAGGAUCAUUGUCAGAUAGAUUACGGCUAAUCGACACCACACCUACAGGGGAGGACCCCUAUCAGCUCGGCGAGGCGGACAUGAGGGAACAGUCACCGAUUCCCAAGUUAAUGUUACAAAAAACCAAUCACGGACGAAUGAAGAUAUGCUCGGAUUCCGGCGAAACAUCCCGACGUAUCUAUGAUCUACCUGACACCAAGUCGAAGCUGAACAGGUUUAUGUCCGCUUACGACCAAGCCAAGAAGGAUCCAGAGAAAACGACGAUGUUCGAUGAACCGGCUGAUGAUAUGUUGAAGGGUGAGCCUGAAAUCGAUUGGCGAAUGUUCACAGAUAAACCUGUUAAUGAUAGCAGUCUGUGUGACUACGCGUUUGGGGAGACGAAUAGUAAUUUGUCCUCGAUAAUACCGUCACUGGACGCUAACGAGUUUCAGGAAUUGUUCACGUCAGACGCUGCUCUGAAUUUGGAUAAUUUGAAUCAACUGGAUUAUCCAACAGAGAAAUUGAUCCCAGAAAAAACUAAGAGACGAAAUGCGCGUACCACGAGUCUUAUCGGUCCUAUCGAUGAAGAGGGCGUAGAAAUAAAACGGGGUACUCCCAGCACGCGGGGUAGAAAGAGGGCAUUUUCUGCCAUUAGUCUUGGGAAACAAAGUGCAAAGGGGCCGACAAAACCAAGAGCUACUAGAGGCAAGGCCGCAACUCGUGGUAAAAGAUCUCCCGUACCUGGAAUGAUGACGAAUAAACCAUACCCCACGUUGGUUGGCGAUAAAGAUCUCUCCUGGUAUUUUGGAUUAGACCCAGAUUUGAAGCUUGAGGACGUCGAUCCGCCGGCGGAUACCCAAGCGUCUACUGUCGAGGUACCAAGAUGGCGGGAAAAGCCGUAUACAAGUUGUUACACUAUGGAAGGUACAGAAAAUGUUGACGAUAAGGUUUUUGAGAAAAGACAUCAGAAAUUAGAAGCCGAAGAGAGGCGGCAGUUAAGAUGGCACAUGAGACGGAUAAGGGAGCAACGUCACGUCGAACGUCUACGUUUAAGGCAGAGGGACUCCUGGAGUUCUACAGUGAACGUGCCCUCUGUUUAUUCAGUAUGGCCAAGACCCCAACAGGACGCCAGGUUUAUUGAGAUAACCAGUGAUUUGCCGGUCACGGGUUUUGGCGAGCCUUUACCGAAGCUGCCUGAAUCUGACUUCAUGCUGCCAUGGGUCCGGACAUCAAAAGCUUUGAAGAGGUCGAAAAGAUCUAAAACUCUUCACUGAGGGUUUGUUUUGGGUUAUUUCGUAGAAAAGCUGAGAAGUUGAUGAACAUUUAAAAGCCAAGUGCGUGUUUUGUGAUAGUGCAACUAUCGAACUUCUAUAGAAAUAAGUAUCAAGGACAUUACUUAUAUUAUAAGAAAUAAAGUAUGUAGUCGAUAAACACACACAUUUAGAGCUAGUGAAUGUCAUUUGCUUUAUAUAAUAUCGUUUUGAUUAUAUAAGCAAUACACCGGUUGCUAUAACAAUUAAAUAGUCAUGUCUAAAGUCAAUGAAGUUGGCAGUUGUUUACGUUUUAACUUUUAAUUAACCUGGCUACCUUUAUUGUUGUUGACUCGACCAUUAAUGGGUUGAAGUAGAUACUAAUUUUGAAUGUCAAAAAUAUUUUAAGGAAAGAUUUGUAAUAAUUAUCGUUAUAAUUGUCUAGAUUUAUGAUAGUGAAUGUGUUGUUGUGGCUCCACUUACGUCGAUAUAUUGUCGUCUCUAUCACAUUACUGCUUUCUUGUUCAGUAUAAUUUGAUUACUUUUAGUUUAUCAAAAAAUCUUUGUGGUCUAGAAUUUUCGUUUCCUUGAAUAGUCAUAUUAUGUUUCAUAAUUUAAACCUCAUGAAUACAAAAUCGAUUUAUUUAAUCAUUAUGUUGGCCGCAAUGCGAUUUUAUUACUUGAGUAUCAAGACACGUUGAUUUUGUUACAAAAUUAAGUGCCUUUCUUGAACAAAGACUAUCAGUUUUUUUUUAUUUUCAAAUGCUAUAUUCUGAAACACUGAUCAAAAUCACAUUAAUUAAUUUGACCUUAAUUCUGAACGGUCAUUGGACAGCAGUUGAUACAACUCAAAUCCAAUCGGAUUCUGAACGGUCAUUGGUCAGCAGUUGAUACAACUCAAAUCCAAUCGGAUUCUGAACGGUCAUUGGUCAGCAGUUGAUACAACUCAAAUCCAAUCGGUGAUCAGUGAGAUAGAGUAUAUAGUGAGUGACAUUUGAUCGUUUACUUAUCUGAAGUUGCAACUUUCUGAAACUGACUGGUAAUAAUCAAUAGAAAAAAAGAAAUGACGAUUUUAUUAAUCGGAAGUGAAUCCACAGCAACAACAUUAAAUUUUAAAUAAGAUCUACAAAAGGUCACAAUCGACUUGGCAAUUUUUGUAAUUAUCGUUUUAUAAUCUGUAUUUAAAUUUUAUUUUUUUAAUGUACAUUGAUUGGCCUAUUUUUUUCUUUUUUUAUAAAAAUAAUUUUCGUAUGUCUUAUAGAACUUCUCUAAAAAUGCUUUAAUGGAAGUCGAAUUAAGU